AUGUAUCUCCUUCCAUUUUUUAUCAAAUCUCAUUUUUCUUCCAUUCAAAUAUUAUUAAUCUCUUUUUCUAUCUUUCACUUUCCUUUUCAUUCUUUUGUCAUUCCUCUUUCAUUUUUAUGCCCUCCCAUUUUUUUCAUUCUAAUGUCCUUCCUCCCAAGUUCAUUUUUUAUUAUAUUCUUUCAUUUUUUUCUUUCUGUCUUUCCUCUUUUUCCCAUUUUUCAUGCUUUCUUUCCUUAUAAUGUCUUUCCUCUCUUUUUUAAUAUCCCAUGUUUUCUUUCAUUCAAUUACUCUUUAUUAUCAUUUUCCAAUUUACAUUUUUCUUUCAUUCGAAUGUCCAUCAUUGCCUUUUUCAAUUUUCAUUUUUUUCUUUACAUUCUAAUGUCCUUCUUUUUCUUUUCUAUUUUCCAUUUUUCCUUCAAUACUAAUGUCAUUCAUUUACUUUUUUCAUCUUUUCUUUCAUUCUUAUGUCUUUUUUCUUCUUUCUCACUUUUCCUUCAAUUCUAA
Molecule: messenger RNA, 504 nt
Organism: Acanthosepion pharaonis
Lineage: Eukaryota; Metazoa; Mollusca; Cephalopoda; Sepiida; Sepiidae
Source: the annotation of a GenBank genome assembly